Messenger RNA from Prunus mume (Japanese apricot), 2403 nucleotides. Lineage: Eukaryota; Viridiplantae; Streptophyta; Magnoliopsida; Rosales; Rosaceae. The record is from RefSeq and is a predicted model, not a curated record.
AUGGAUGUGGAAGGGGGAGAGGUAACCAUCCCUUCAAGUUCCAGGCUGUAUUUCGAUUUUGGCGAUGAUUGCUACAAUCAUGAAAUGAAAGAGAAGGGAAUUCUUUGGCGCAUCUUCUUCUCUCCAUUAACGAGGAAGAAGGCAUUUAUAAUAUCAUGUAUUGCAGUGUCAAUAGAUCCUUUGUUCUUUUACAUUCCAGUCAUCGAUGAGAAGAACAAGUGCCUUGGAAUAGACAAAAGGUUGAAGACUGCAGCUCUUUGCUUGCGAGCACUUCCUGAUGCCGCUUUCGCACUGCAUACUAUAAAUUAUGUGUUUAUACUAGUGAAAGGGCUGCUUAUAAGGGUGCCCUGGGCUUGGCUGCCAGAGCUUGGUGCUUUUGUAUUCCUCGUUGUUGGAAUACUUGGAAUACUUGGAAUACUUGUCUUCAGCUUUAUUCAUAUAUUACUAGGCGGUUUCCUUAUCCUUCCCAUCCCACAGUUGGCAAUACUAGUUUUCUUUUUCAAGUCAGGAGGCUCUGGACAUUUCGGCCGAAGAGUGACCACCCUGAACGUGUUCCUUGUUAUGCAUUAUCCGGCCAGGGUUUUCUUAAUCUACAGAUUCAGUAAAUAUCUCAAGAACAAAACCAAAACAGGGGUUCAAGCUGCAUUAUAUUUUUUCUUCUACGUUCUUUCUAGUCAUGUACUUGGAGGUUUUUGGUAUUUCUUUUCUAUUCAACGAGAGAUAUCAUGCUGGCAUCAAUUCUGUAAAAAUGCUAUAAGUUGUGGAGCCAUUGAUUAUUGCAGUGGCAGUACUUCACGAAAUAUCACCUUCCUAAAUGAGUUAUGCCCGUCAAAUCCACCAAAUGCUACCGUAUUUAAUUUUGGAAUAUUUCUUGAUGCCAUUCAAUAUGGAAUCACAAGAUCAAUGCAUUUUCCAACCAAGUUCUUUUACCGCGUAUGGUGGGGAGUCAGAAAUCUAAGUAACUUUGGUACGAAUAUGCAAACAAGCAGCUAUGUGUGGGAAAACUGCUUUGCAAUUAUCGUUUCUUUGAUUGGCCUGCUAUUAUUUUUAUAUCUCCUUGGAAACCUACAGAUAUAUAUGCAACAAGCACUCCAAAAAUCGUUGGAUAAGAAGAAGUUAGGACGGAAGAUAGAUAAGAAAAAAAAGAAGAUACAAAAGUGCAUGAAAAUGCAUGGCAUUUCAGAUGAUACGGUUGGAAAAAUUUUGUGUGGUACUAGAGAAAACAAAUUGGAAAAAAACAUUGAUGGUGAAGUGGAUGUGAAUUAUAUCUUCUAUGUUUUGUACGAGUCUGAGAGAAGACUUAUGUGCCAAGAUAUUUGUUGGAAGAAGCUGAAAAAAGUAGGUUCCUUUCCUCUCUCUUUUCUUGGUGUAAAGGAACUUCAACAUAUGAAUGAUGAAGCGUUGGAAAUGAUCUGCAACUAUCUCAAGCCAAAGAUCUUCAAGGAGAAUGAGAUGGUGGUUGAAGCGGGACACCCACUUAAUGCGAUGCUCAUUAUUAUAGCAGGCUUUAUGCAGGCGUACCUGCCAAUUAGGGAUGUUGGAGAUGCACAUCCCUCAACCUCAUUUGAAACUCUUGACAAAGGUAUGUUUGUUGGAGAACAACUUCUGGAUUGGGCAGCGAAAACCAAAACUUUAGGUGACCAACCUGUUUCGUUCAAAACUAUCCGAUGUUCCAAAAAAGUAGAAGCCUUUGCUCUCACCGUUGAUGACUUGAAAACUUUAGUGCACAUCAAAGGCAUCUUCCUGAUGUCAAAAGUUGGCUUUCUCAAUAUUCAUGCUGAUGACUGGAGGAUACGUGAGAAACGAGAUGCGAUAUUGUUGUGGAUGGGAAGAAAUGACAUUUCUGUUGAUGUUGUGGUAGAUAUUAUGCAGGGUUUUAGUAAAAACAAAUUGGAAGAAAAAAUAGAUGAUGAAGUGGAUGUGAAUUAUAUCUUUUCUGUUUUUGAAGAAUAUGAGAGAAGCAUUAUGCGGCGUUAUUUCUGCAUGGAGGCUCUGAAAAAAGUAAGGGAGCUUCAACAUAUGAACGAUCGUGCAUUGGGAAUGAUCUGUGACUGUCUCAAGCCAAAGGUGUUCGAGGAGAAUGCCAAGGUUGUUGAAGUGGGAGAGCCACUUAACGCGCUGCUCUAUAUUAUAGCAGGCUCUAUGAAAGUGUACCUGCCAAUUAUAGAUGCUGGAGAAGCAGCUCCAUCAAACUCAUUCGAUACUCUUGAGAAAGGUAUGUUUGUUGGAGAACAACUUCUGUAUUGGGCAAUGAAAACCAAAGCUUUUGAUGACCAACCUGCUUCGUUCAAAACUAUCCAAUGUACCAAAAAAGUAGAAGCCUUUGCUCUCACAGUUGAUGACUUGAAAACUUUAGCGCUCUCUGGAGACAUCUUCCCGAUGAAGUUUAAAGGUGAUCUUUAG